Cantharellus anzutake is the source of this 1188-nucleotide messenger RNA. RefSeq lists its product as uncharacterized. The transcript has 7 exons. NCBI's taxonomy places the organism in Eukaryota, Fungi, Basidiomycota, Agaricomycetes, Cantharellales, Hydnaceae. The coding region runs from base 21 to 1049 and encodes 342 amino acids. The record is from RefSeq and is a predicted model, not a curated record.
CCUAUCCUUCUGGAGCUACCAUGAGCCGGCCUCUUCGAGAUCUGUGCCCUCUGGCAGUUGGGGGCAGUCGUGCACACACUGGUGGCAGGCGGCACCGGAAUUACAACAAAGCAUGUCUUGGAUGUCAAAAUAGUCCCAGUAAGCGCCGCUGUGACCGGGAUUGGAAAGUAGACGCGAAAUGCACAGAAUGUGAGAAAUCUCGAAUGAGUUGUGAGAAAGGGAAACGUAGACGCGCCCCUGCCUCAGACGGUGUGGCCAGAGCCCUGCCCCCUAAUACUAAUGCUACUUCAAUCUGGGUGGCGUCUUCGGUGAAUCUCCGACAAUGGUCCCAACCACCCGCCGUGUAUACCAUAGUACCACUGGGUGCCGGAAUACUCCUCGGUGUUAGUCUGGCAAAGCAUCACUUCGAAAACGUUUUCGAUGAGCACCGGUUCAUGGAACGCGCAACACUCAUGGCGUCGGACAUGAGCCCCGACGACCAUUUCAGUCCUAUGUUAUAUCGGGUCUUCCGUCUUCUCCACGAGAGUUCGGGACAGGAGGAGCUAGGGGAGCCUCUCCUGAGCGAAGCUAAACAAGCUUUUGCGGAGGAAUUCGAAGAGCCUACUUUGGCCACCGUCAUAGCUACUAUCCUCUUGUCAUGGUGGCUAUCUAAGUCAAGACCCCGGUUUUCGAGAGACCUUUUGGGGCUGGACUCAUAUCAGGAGCGUGCGGCCUUGAGGGAUGUGUGUCCUAACAAGAUCGAGCGACUCUUCCGAAAAGUUCUGACUCUGGCCGAGGAAUAUGGAAUCAGGUUAUGCGUACAUGUAUCCCAGCCGGAGGCGUUGCCGAUUUACGGGCCGGGGACGCAAUCCAUGGGCACAGAUUUAGCACCAUCGGAACAAUUCGGCUAUCUAGUGCCCCCAAGACAAAACUUAUCACUAAAGAAUCCUCCAUCAACUGCAUACCCAUUAUACCAGGAUUCUCCUCCCGAUCCGCAGGGUCCCGCUGUUAUUCCCGACGCCUUGAGCAGCGCCACCCUGCCCCCCAUCCCUGGGGCCCUAUAUUCUUAGGCGGCUGGGCUGAUACUUAUUAAUUUUUAGCCCCUUGAGCCCGAACAAUCCUCAGCAACGGGACCGCUUCCACAAAUAACGAAAUUUAAAUCGUGAAUCGUGAACAUGCAUACCAAAAGGUGCACAAGUUUUGUUUGGG